This is a messenger RNA of Amphiprion ocellaris (clown anemonefish), 2634 nucleotides long. RefSeq names its product tuftelin 1b (gene tuft1b). Gene Ontology annotation, cellular component: intracellular anatomical structure. The record is from RefSeq and is a predicted model, not a curated record. Bases 125 to 1390 code for a protein of 421 amino acids. The transcript is spliced from 14 exons. Gene Ontology annotation, biological process: intracellular signal transduction. NCBI's taxonomy places the organism in Eukaryota, Metazoa, Chordata, Actinopteri, Pomacentridae.
GAGAUCUGAAUGCAUUUGGCUGAAGUGAGACAGAUGCAGAGUGGCAGCAUAUGGGAUCGUUGUGGAAGAAGAUCCGGCAGGUGACUGAGAGCAGGAUGCCGUGGUUUAGCAGCUCUCACAUCAGAUGUCUGCCCGAUUCAGGCGUCAUCAACUUCUCAGAGAGCUGCGUUCCUGUGAAAUGAGCUGCAGGUCUUUAUUUCACCUGGACACAAGCAGGAGGCAGACAGAGCAGCUCCAGAUGAGCGGAGGAGUUCUGCGGACUGUGGACGAUGGAGAAGUGGACGAGACGACUAACGGGCGGUGCAGGCGGCUUAGACUCAAUCUACAAGGUCAGGAUCAGGCAGGAUACAGCUCAGAACGACACAACAGCAAGGAGAGCAGCAUCGCAGUAGUGCUGCCACAGAAACCAGAAGAGAAGGAGAAAACACCUAAAUUCAUCACUCCCAUAGACGAAAAAGUCGAAGUCAUCAAGGUUUACCUUCAAUCCCGUCCAGAGGCAGCAGAGAGCGUCAGGAUGCUGACGGACGAAGUGUCGCAGAUUCAGGAGGUGAGGUACUGUCUGAAGACUCUCAGAGAGCAGAUGGCAGCCAGGCAGAGCAGCAACAACAAGUAUCCAGUUAAUGGCUUCAAAGUCACUGUACCCAUCAGCCAACCAGCCGUUACCAACGGCAACGGCUUCCACAACGACACAGACUCCAACGUGGAGGAUAAUCAGGAGGAGAGCGUGAAGCUGAGGGAGGCGACCAGGCGGCUGUACUCGCAGCUGACGGAGAUGGAGAAGAGGCAUCAGGAAGAGAGGGAGAGACUGCAGGCAGAGUCGGACGAGUAUCGCCUUCGUCUGGCCGAGCAGUCGGAGCGGCUGCAGAAGGCGGAGGAGCAGUCGGACGAGAGGGGUCAACAGGUGGACGAGCUGCAGAGGCUGCUGGGAAAUAUGGAGAUGGAGAGCGGCGCCCUCAAAGAGAAGUUGGCUGCAGGGGAGGCGGAGCUGCUGCAGCUUCAAGAGGAAAGAGAGGACGGGGAGGAGAGCGAGCAAAGGUGUGCAGAGCUGGAGAAGGAGGUGGCCGUCCUGAAGGAAAAGAUCCAUCACCUCGACGACAUGUUAAAGAGCCAGCAGAGGAAGGUCCGCCACAUGAUUGAGCAGCUGCAGAACUCCCGGACCGUCCUCCAGGAGAGAGAUCGAGUCAUCAGAGAUCUGGAGGAAAGGGUGGCGUUCCUGGAAGCUGAGAAUAGAGAAAUGCAUGACCACAUGGAGUACUUCCUGGCAGGCCAGGAGCCUCCACCGAUGUCUACUGAGAAUAAACCAGAGGUCGUUUACAGCAAAACGCUUACACCGACGACACAGACCAACAAAGCCCUGCCGUUCAUCAAAGUCAUCGAAAUCAAAUCUUGAAUGGAGUCGCUACCACAGCAAUGACCAGAAGUAAAUACUGUGUACGUACAUAUUUAACCACCUACCAGUAUGUAAAAAGUAGACCUGCAGUGAGUUUAAAAAAAAAUUAACAGACCUCGUGCACAUUGGUCUUCUGUUAGUACCUCGUAGUUACUUUUGAUGCUGUUCUACAUACCUUUUUUAUUUGGUUUUCUCAGUGUCAAACUGAAUCUAAACUGGGAUCUGGCAGUAGGAGAAAUCCUAAAAAGAAAACGAGGAAAGAGCAAUGCAAAGAAUUUUCCUGAAUCUCUGCAGUUUGUACUUUCUCAGCAAGUCUUCAGGAUGCAACGGCAGCAGCAAGAGUUCAGUAACAUCCCUAAUGGAACCCCCACUCUGCAGAAUCUGAAUAAGCUGUUUCAACAGGUCAAUGUAAAAAGCAAGAACGUUAAAAAUUCGUAUUAUUAUUAUUACUGCAGGUCAAAUGUCCACAAAUUCACGAUGUGUUAGUGAUUGUGGGCCUCCUCCACCACAAUCCUUCAGGGUCAAAUUCCUCAGCGCUUUGCACCACACUGCCAACGGCAGGCAUGCAGUUAGCCGUGUCAAGGUUGAAACAUGAUUUAUGUUUAACUGAAAUACAUUUUUCUCUGACGUUAGAGUGGGUUAAACAUAUAUGAGUGACAGCUUGAUAUAUUACAGUUUCGACCAUCUUUGAGUAGUGCUGGUAAAUACUUACUAGAGGCUCUUUUCAUUCUUUUUUUUUUUGGCUUUAUUGAUGAGAGACAGGAAAGUGGGGAGAAGAAUGGGGAAGGACUUGCAGCAAAGGGCCGUGAGCUGGAUUGAAGCUCAUGGCCGCUGGAUUGAAGCUCAUGGCCGCUGGAUUGAAGCUCAUGGCCGCUGCAUCGGGGUCUAUAGCCCCUGUUUAUGGGUCGCCCACUCAAACUAUUGAGCUCCUGGGACGCCCGCUCUUUUCAUUCUUAUCUUCUCUGCCAAGUGUUGCCUCAACAUGCUUGUUCUAUAUUCUGUUUGAGUGUAAAGGUUUCAUAUUUAAUAAUGCUGAUUCUACUCAUUAUCUUACUUUCUUAUAUAUUCAUGCAUUGUUUGCAUGGACUUUGUUUCUCUCUGUAAAAUACCAGGAUGAACAUUUUUAUAAAGUAACCCUUUACUGUGAACAUUGUAGAUAGAUCCACUGAAGUUCAUUCUUUGUCCUUUCAUUGUAGAUUUUGUUCAAUCUUAUUUAAAUCUAAUAAAAAAAAACUUUUGUUGGA